AUGUCCGUGUUCAAGGCAACAACUGCGGUGCCUAAUGCCUGCGACUCUCUUGCCACAAUCUGUUCAGGCGCAAACUGCCUUGUUCUUGACAGUAACUUCAAUGCAGCACUGGGCCUGGUGUUGAGCACAGUGCUCACCAUAAUGCUUGCUAUGGUCAUGUUCGCCAUGGGUUGCACUGUGGAUAUCGAACAGCUGUGGGGCCACAUCAAGAAACCCUGGGGCAUCUUCAUCGGCUUCCUCUGCCAGUUUGGCAUCAUGCCUCUCACAGCUUUUGCCUUGUCCCUGGCCUUCGGCGUGCUACCUGUGCAGGCUGUUGUCAUCAUCAUUAUGGGCUGCUGUCCUGGUGGUUCCGGCUCCAACAUUAUCUGCUACUGGCUGGAUGGAGACAUGGACCUAAGUAUCACUAUGACAGCCUGUUCCUCUGUCCUGGCCUUGGGGAUGAUGCCUCUCUGUCUGCUCAUUUACACCUCCAUCUGGACCUCCAACAGCACCAUCCAGAUCCCAUAUGACAGCAUCGGUAUCACUCUAGUGGCCCUUCUUAUCCCAAUUACUCUGGGAAUAUACGUUAAACGCAAGUGGCCCCACGUGGCAAAGAAGAUCCUCAAGGUAGGGUCAAUUGCAGGCUUUGGUCUCAUUGUUAUCAUAGCUGUGGUUGGAGGAAUUCUCUACCAGUCCUCCUGGACCAUUGCUCCCUCCCUAUGGAUUAUUGGAACUAUCUACCCCUUCGUUGGUUUCGGCUUGGGGUUCUUCCUGGCCCGCUUUGCAGGUCAGCCUUGGUACAGAUGUCGAACCAUCGCAUUGGAGACAGGUUUCCAGAACUCCCAGCUGUGCAGCACCAUUGUCCAGCUGUCCUUCAGACCUGCUGAGUUGGAGGUCAUGUUUGCAUUCCCCCUCAUCUACAGCAUCUUCCAGCUAGUGGUGGUAAUCAUAUCUGUGGGAGGAUACCAGGCAUAUAAAAAGUCAUGUUGCCGUAGUUCAGCUGAUACAGACAGUGAAGCUCCAUCCCUGGAAGCUGGCGACGGUGGACCAGCAAAAGAGAAGGACUAUGCUGUGGAAAAUAGUGCCUUUGAGUUUGAUGAGAAUGGCAACAGCGAAGAGAAGGGUAAGGACAUUAACAGGAACACCCAGCUGUGAGAUUACAGAUCUGCAAAUCUUUGGACUAUCAGUAUGAACCUCCAGGGCCACAGCACCACUGAAGACAGCAGCCUAACUUAACUGUGGACACACACUGUGCUCUGCAGGCCGCAGGUAUGCCCUACAGGUCCUGUUCUAAUCAACUUUGGAAAGUUUCGCAAGAACAGGGGUGCCCAAAUGUCUACCGUGGAAUGGCCAAAAAUUUACUUCAAGGGGGGCAGUGACUAACACACUGCAUUGUAUUAUGUUGAAUUGGCCCUCCUUUCCCUUAAUUUAUUCAUAUAUAAUUAUUUAAAGGAGCAGUGUGUAGGAUUUAGUGGCAUCUAGCAGUGAAAUUGUGGUUUGUAACCAUUUGAAUACUGCUCGCCUCACCCUCCCCUUCCAAGCAUGUAGGAGAAACUACGGUGGCUGCGAAACUCGCAAAAGACACGAAAGGCCCUAUCUAGAGCCAGUGUUUGGUUUGUCCGUUCUGGGCUACUGUAGAAACAUGGAGGUGCUACAUGACAGCCUCCGUGGAAGGGGACCCGCUCCCUCUGUAGAUAUAAACAGCUUUUUCUAAGGUAAUGAAAACACAACAAUCCUUAUUUUCAGGUGAUUAUACACUAAUGAAAACAUACUUAUGAAUAUUAUAUUCCAUUUCUGCCAAUAGAUCCUCCUAAAUGUUACACACUGGAGCUUUAAAACAACUUUACUCUGUACGUUCUGUUAGAAAGCCUGUUGUGUCCAUGUUCCUUGAUCUUUACUUGUGUCCUCUUUAUAUGUCUUAUCAAUAAUUCAAACUAAAUAUUUAAUGCUGUUUAUGUGGAUUAACCACAUUAGAUACAGGAGAGAUUCAGAGAGUUGUUCAUGAGUUGGUUCGCUAGUGAGUGAAACGAUCUCAUCACUACAAAGUCUGCCGCAACUAUGUCUAUGUUCUCUAACAUCCCAGCUUCUUCUUCUGUGUUGUCGCGAAGUUUCUGAGCGACAGAGACACGGAACGUCCCUGUUACCAUAGUAACUCACUCUCACUCCUGCCUGAAUGCUCACAGUGCAGAGGAGAGGGAGGGACGCUGUGCUGCUGCGAGAAGAGCCCCUGGCUGAGAUUACUCUGAGCAGCAUGCAGAGGAAUAAAUUACAAUAUAGUAGAUUUGUUUAUAUUUCUAGAUUUGUCGCUUUUUAGAAAUAAAGUCGCUAAGAGGAUCUGAAAAGUCGCUAAGUCACACUGUGUGUGUGUGUGUGUGUGUGUGUGUGUGUGUGUGUGUGUGUGAGGUACCGGCGUGUGUGUGAGGGGGCGGGGAUCUCUAUGUUUGCCACAAAAGAUUCAGUGGUUGUAUGAGCUCCUAAUUCAUAUUCAUAUUAAAUAUUUUGGCAGUAAAAAAAGACCCGUGGCUAUAGGUAGGCAGUGGACCAAACCACUGUGAGGCCUACGUGGGGGAACGUAAAAAACUUAAAACUUAAAAACACACUCGUAGUAGAGAACGAGAUCUGUUAACCGUUUUUGUACCAAAUACAACACUGAUGGACAACAGUGGUUAUAUUUACAUUUUUUGAUAAAAAUUAUUGCUAGGGACAAUUCAGUAGUUGCUGGAUUUUGGUAGGGACAUGUCCCUACCGUCCCUCCUCCCUUGGAAAGAUGUAAGCUAGUGGUUUUACAUCUGUGUCCAAACAGAAGAAACAGGGCUAUACAGCAAUACCAGUAUAUUUAUGAUGCAUAUUCACACAAAAUUCACAAUAAGUGAUUGCUAUUCUUCUAAUUUACUUUGUCUUUGAAAGCUUGCAUUUUCUUCACUUUUCAUGGAUGUACAGAAACUAAAUAUUUUACAAAACCUCUGUGCUUUCAUAAUUACCACUAUGUUUUAUAAAUGUGACCUCUGAAAUAAUGUAUUUUUAUCAAAAACUUUUUACAUUUUUGUUGUGUAUUUUGUUGUAAUAAUUAAUGUUUUGAUAUGAAUACAAGUACUAGUAUUCAACUCAAUAAACAUUAAUAUUUGUAUUAAUUAAUGCCUUUAUGUUAUGCAUGUGUUCGUUUGAUGUAGAAGUGAUGAUUAGGAGAAUAUAAGGAUUUUUGAAUAUUUGAAAAUAUUUUAAUUAUUCAAAUGACGUUGGCCCUUAUGAAAAAACUGGCACAUGUCAAUGUUUGUCUCCUUACCUAAUGUAGUAAAAUGUUUACACACCA
Molecule: messenger RNA, 3289 nt
Organism: Siniperca chuatsi (mandarin fish)
Lineage: Eukaryota; Metazoa; Chordata; Actinopteri; Centrarchiformes; Sinipercidae
Gene: slc10a2
Product: solute carrier family 10 member 2
Exons: 6
Coding region: 1-1134 (377 amino acids)
Biological process (GO): bile acid and bile salt transport
Cellular component (GO): apical plasma membrane
Molecular function (GO): bile acid:sodium symporter activity
Source: RefSeq, a predicted model, not a curated record